UUCUCAUACCGGAAGCGACAUGGACGUGGCAAAAAAACUGUGUUUCUCUCUACUUUUGGUUGUUUUACUAGUUCACUAUGGCAAUUCCACAACAAAAAAGAAAGAGACCACAAUGGGUGACAGAGUAUCACAGCUUAUGGACUGGAGCUCUAGGAAGUCUGUUAUCAGAUUAAAUGGUGAUAAAUUCAGGAUGUACCUGAAGUCAACCCCACGGAAUUACUCCGUUGUACUUAUGUUGACUGCUUUGCAGCCACAACGGCAGUGUGCUGUUUGCAAGCAAGCUAAUGAUGAAUUCACCAUUAUUGCUAACUCAUGGCGAUACUCUAACCAGUUCUCAAACAAACUUUUCUUUGCUAUGGUGGACUUUGACGAAGGUCAGGAUGUCUUCUCUUCAUUGAAACUGAACUCUGCGCCAGUAUUUAUUCACUUCCCAGCGAAGGGCAAACCCAAGAAGGGUGAUACAAUGGACAUCCAUCGUGUUGGCUUUGCUGCAGAACAGCUGUCAAAGUUUAUAGCAGAACGAACAGAUAUACAGAUUCGCAUAUUCCGUCCCCCCAACUACAGUGGUACACUAGCAUUAGUGCUGUUAUUCUCGCUGAUAGCUGGUCUUCUCUAUUUGAAGAGGAACAACCUUGAGUUCCUUUACAACAAAACAUCAUGGGCAAUUGCAGCUUUAUCUAUUAUAUUUGCCAUGACAUCGGGUCAGAUGUGGAACCAUAUAAGAGGACCUCCAUUUAUGCACAAAAACCAACAAGGGCAGGUGGCCUAUAUUCAUGGUAGCAGUCAGGGGCAAUUCAUCGUAGAGACGUACAUAGUUAUUAUAUUAAAUGCUGCUAUAUGUGUAGGUAUGGUUUUACUUAAUGAAGCUCAACAUAUGAAAGCUGAUGCUGGGAAAAAACGAAUAAUGGCUCUAAUUGGUCUCGGGACAGUAGCGUUUUUCUUCAGCCUGCUACUGUCAGUGUUUAGAUCGAAAUAUCAAGGCUACCCAUACAGUUUUCUCAUCAAGUAAAAGUCACAUUCCUAACUGACAGAUUCACCACCUUACAUGACUAUAUAUAGAAAAAUUCAAUACUUUAAAUGCCUAUAUAUGGAAGAAUCAUAUAUACAGCUCCGUAAAUGCCUACAGAUGGAAGAAUCUAAGAUUCAUCACUACAUGCAAAUACACAUGAAAUAUGGAAGAAUCACAUGUACAAACUCUACAUGCAUUUAUAUAUGGAGAAAUCACAUUUUUAUCACCUUUCCUUGGCAAAUCAGAACUAUAUUUUAAUCACACACACAUUAUUUUCGCAUAGUUUAAUGAAUUACAGUUACAAUAAAAUAAGUGCCUAAAGCUUGAAAACUGGGACUUAGAGCAUAGGUUUAUAAUCACUGCUCCUCAUCUGGUGACAAGAAAAUACCAUAUAAGAUAUAAUAGUGGUCAGUGAUAAUUUAUAGCUUAACAUUGAGGCGUAAAUUGGAGUGGGAGAUAUUUUGGCAUUUCAUUUUGUUAAAAAACAACAUUUUUUGCACUUAGAUGACCUAAAAAUAUUAUUGUUGUAUUAAUGGUAUGAAAUACAAUUUCCUUAUUAUUAAGAGUGAUUUGGUUAAAUAUAUUCAGCUUUUUGUGUACUCAUGGACAGUGUUCAGUAAAACCUGUCUUA
This is a messenger RNA of Owenia fusiformis, 1640 nucleotides long. Lineage: Eukaryota; Metazoa; Annelida; Polychaeta; Sabellida; Oweniidae. The record is from the annotation of a GenBank genome assembly.